This is a messenger RNA of Marasmius oreades (fairy-ring Marasmius), 255 nucleotides long. RefSeq lists its product as uncharacterized. The transcript has 2 exons. Lineage: Eukaryota; Fungi; Basidiomycota; Agaricomycetes; Agaricales; Marasmiaceae. The record is from RefSeq and is a predicted model, not a curated record. The coding region runs from base 1 to 255 and encodes 84 amino acids.
AUGGCAGAGAGAGACGAGAUUUCUUCCCUAGACCGGUCCACCUCAUUUCGAGAACUCGCCUUCGUCCGGUUCAGCUAUUACACUCUAGAUGAUUACUUAGAGAGCAUCGGCGAUAGGGCGGCAAAGAUUCGGCAAAUUGAAAAAGAAACAAGACCCGUCCACGCGAUAUCGAUUUCAAACCCCGAUCCCGAUUCCGGACCGAUGUUUGGGUUGAUGUACAGCCCUAGUGGUCCUAGUGGGGAGCGGCAGGCGUAG